AGCGGACAGGACGGUCACCGGCGUGACUUUCGAAAACCGAGCGGGACACACUGGUUGAGGUCCGGGAGACUGUGACAGACAGCUCUCAGAUCAGCUCUCCUUCCCUGAGCGCUGCCGGACGAGGCUGCGGGAACAUCACAUCGCUUCUGCAGAAACUCCCCCUGAGCCACAGCGAGCAGCAGCAGCACGGAGACGAUGGGAUUUUAAGCCGAACACUCAACAUGAAGACACACUUGUAGUUGUAUUAUUAUUUUUUUUCUCUUUUAUUAGUGUGUGUGCGUGUGUCGUUCUCCGCCGGACAAGUUUACACCUUUGCACUGGAUGCUGAGAUGCGCAGGAAGUGACAGGGGUCCUCAUCUCUUCUACAGUUCUCAACUAGUUACAAAACGCCAUGAAAGACGACUUUGCAGACGAGGAGGAAGUACAGUCUUUUGGAUACAAGAGGUUCGGGAUCCAGGAGGGCACCCAGUGCACCAAGUGUAAGAAUGAAUGGGCACUGAAGACCUCCAUAGCUCUGCUCUAUGUGCUGUGUACUCUCCUCACCAUCGCUGUUGCUGUACUUGGAUACAAAGUUGUGCAAAGAGUUGACAGUGUGUCUGAGGGUAUUGCAAACUAUGGAGGAAAGAUAAUGGCUGUUGAGACCGAUUUGAAAAAGCUUGAUGAUCAAACAGGAGAGAAGUCGGAGAAUACCACCACGGAGAUCAAGACUUUUAAGAACAACAUCUGGAAUCUUCAGAGGCAGCUGUCUGCGGUGGAGGAACGCAUCCACAACGAUCAAGUUAAGCUGAGUCAGCUGCAGAACAUUGGCUCAGACAUCCAGAGCAGCCAGGGCUCCAUCCAGGGACUGCUGGAUACCAACACAGCCACUUUGCGCUUUGUAAAUGGCACCUUGCAGUCUUAUGGCAGCGUUAUCGAGGGUCUGCAGGACGACACAGCCAGGCUGCAGAGAGAACUCCAGCAGCAGGUGAAACUCCAGAACGAGGCGCUGCUCAGCAUCAGCAGCCUAAACCUCACCCAGGCCCAGCAGAGAGGCCUCAUUGCCGCUUUGCAGCGCUCGGUGGAUGACACCAGCCAGGCCAUCCAGAAAAUGCGCAAUGACUUUCAGAGCCUGGAGCAGACAGCCCGACAGACACGCUCUGAUACCGAGUGGCUUCGAAGGAGAGUGGAAAACUUGCAAAUCUUGGCUAGUAAUGCCUCAGCUCUAGCCAAGGCCAACAACGAUAGCCUUGAGGAGGUGGGAUCACAGCUCACUUUUAUGACCAACCAGCUCCAGAACACCAGCAGCCUGGCUGAUGCUCAUGACCAGACCUUGAGGGAGAUUAUGGAUCAGCAGAGGGACUUUGGCAAUAUCACGUCCACCAAGUUUGACCGGCUGGAGGUACGGCUGGAUGAGACGGAGCAGAGCAUGGACCGCGUGACCGGCAACAUCAGCUUCACCACGCAGCUCUUGGGUGCCAUCAACCUUAACCUGAACGAGUUACGCACUUGUUCCGAGACAGUCGGCCGUCACUCAGACUUCUUGUUAAACCUCAACAGCAGUAUGACAGAUGUGAGGACAGACACAGCCAGCCUUAGCUCCCAGCAGAAGGAGCUGGCCGCACGUCUGGACAAGGAGGUCACCAACCUCUCUAUUGUCAUGGAGGAGAUGAAACUCGUGGACACCAAGCACUCACAACUAAUAACCAACUUCACUAUUUUACAGGGCCCCCCUGGUCCCAGAGGGCCAAGAGGGGACAAAGGACCUCAGGGACCAAGUGGUCAGUCUGGCCAAAAGGGAGAGAAAGGGGAAAAGGGAGCUCCAGGCAUACGAGGACCCAGAGGAGAGCAGGGUAUUCCAGGACCGCCAGGUCUGCCAGGAUUAAAAGGUCUACCAGGUGCAAGUGGCAGCCCUGGAUCCAAGGGCUCCCGUGGGUCAGGAGGCAGGGCUGGACCUCCUGGAGCUAAAGGAGAGCCAGGUAUUGCUGGUUUGCCUGGAAGAGAUGGACAGCCCGGCCCUCAGGGGGCACAGGGCCCACCAGGUAUCAGAGGCUCAGUGGGACCAGCUGGGGAGCAGGGGCCAAGGGGACUGCCAGGACCAGUGGGGCCUCCGGGGCCACCAGGACCACCAGGACAACCGGGAAUCCCUGUCAGAGGUCAAGCAAUUUCCUUUUCCCCUGUGUCUCUGCAGGAUGAGGCAAUAGCUCCUACACUAUGGGCCCCCGGAUGUCCUGUUGAGUGGGUAAACUACAGAGAAAAGUGCUACUUUUUCUCCAAAGACCUGCACAGUUUUGAUGAUGCUAAAACAACGUGUGAAUCAAAGUCCGCUUCAUUGUUGAUCGUCAGUGAUAUGGAGGAACAGAAAUGGCUAAAGAAGCAGAUAUUCGGGAAGGGUUACUUCUGGAUGGGUCUGACCGACAAGGAGGAGGAGAACGUGUGGCGCUGGCUGGAUGGGACUGAACCUGCUUUCACGAAGUGGAAGCCGGGUCAACCUGACAAUUGGGGCCAUGGGCAUGGAACAGGAGAAGACUGUGCAGGUCUCAUCCAUGAAGGGCUAUGGAACGAUUUCUUCUGUGAAGAUCUCAUAAGCUACAUCUGUGAGAAGCAAAUGGAGACCGCAGUAAAAUCACCUGGAUCGUAGCGAUAAGUCUUGAAAGUGAGCUUGCAGUGAGCAGCUAGACUUCACCCAUGUGGCACUGGUGCACUGACACAGCACAUGGAGAGUCCAUACGGAGAGAGCAAAGGGACAAAUUUGAAAUGAGCCCAGGGCUGCAGCAGCAAACGUCUCUCCAAUGCUGAAGAGAUGCCUUUCUCCUCCAAAGUGAAGCCAGUCCAAUUUUACCAGCAAGUGCAAUACAGCAGGGCAACCAAACAAGGAGGAGAAUCUGUUUUUUAUUUUUUAAAUGACCAAAUCAUCGAUUUAUAUAUAUAUAUAUAUAUGAAUAUUUUUAUGGCUAUUUGAAAUACAUUUUUAUAAAAACGUAUUCCAUGUUCCAACUGAAUAUCUGAAUGUAUAUAUCAUUAUGCAACUUUUGUAGGAAAACAGCAAUUCUAUGAAGCCAAAUGGACUUAUCGUAGUGCUUUUCAUAACACGUAAUUGUCUUAAAAUGAGAAUAAAAGGUGCAAAAUGAUGCACAAAAAACAUGUUGCUGAUAUGCUAUCUUUGGGGAAGUGUUAUCUAACCUCAUGAAUGUCUAAAUAGCAAUUUCAUUGAGUGGGAACAAAUGAAGUACUUACACAUAAAAGCAGAAAAAAUGUCACAAUCAGCUUAAGUUCUUGUUCAAAACGACAGGUUUAGAGUUUAAUACUCGGUGUAUGAUACAGUAUUUUGUGAUUAUGAGAUUUAUUUUUCCUUACUACAGACAUACGUAUGUUUAUAUAUAAGAAUCUGUGGAUCCUAUCUACAAAUAGAAAAUGUACCAUUUUCUGCGCUCAGGUAUUUCCUGUUUAAAAAAAAAAGUUUCAAACACUAUGAAGGAUGAUCUAUGAAGGAAACACUCAGAAAUAAAUAUGUAAA
Toxotes jaculatrix (banded archerfish) is the source of this 3493-nucleotide messenger RNA. Its product is annotated as collectin-12-like. The transcript has 11 exons. The record is from RefSeq and is a predicted model, not a curated record. Gene Ontology annotation, molecular function: low-density lipoprotein particle binding; pattern recognition receptor activity. Bases 392 to 2617 code for a protein of 741 amino acids. NCBI's taxonomy places the organism in Eukaryota, Metazoa, Chordata, Actinopteri, Toxotidae.